Molecule: messenger RNA, 6909 nt
Organism: Spirometra erinaceieuropaei
Lineage: Eukaryota; Metazoa; Platyhelminthes; Cestoda; Diphyllobothriidea; Diphyllobothriidae
Source: the annotation of a GenBank genome assembly
AUGUCCGAUGAGGCCAAAUCGUGCGUUUAAUGUCCGUAGACAGCUUGAGCAUGUUAGUAGGUGUCGGGUGUCUAAUUGGCUGGUCCGUGACGCUUGAGACUUGUAAGCCGCUCUCUUUGCCUUGGUAGUGACUAUCCGGUAGACAUCGAAGAUUGCUGGUCCAGUCUUCACAGCGGGUCUCCAGCCCAGUCAACCCUAGAUUAAGUUCUUCCAGGUCUCCGGGUUGAUUUACUGUUGCUUGAGAGGUGUGUUCGGGGUGAUCUCUCAACGUCCUUUUUGUCUUACCCGCCAGCGAGCACACCUAACAACGUAGCUCGAGUAGGUAUCAGCCAUCCAUCUUCACAGCAUCGUCGCUCCAUUUUACUAUUGCUUGCCUCAGCAUGGCGUUGGUGCCGAGAAGUCCGGUUCGCUUGUCUUGCCACCUCGGAUUUGUGUUUUCUGGAGGCAACUGAGGUGGAAGUGGUUGAGCCUCCUCCCCUUGCUUGCGUAGACCUGUUAAACUGUCAUGGUCGACAACUGGAAGGUUCCUUGUUUAGAAGGUAGGGAAGGCAGUUAGAUGGACAGGCACUCACUGAGACGGAGUGCGUACAGGCAACGCAGCAAGUAACUACAAAUUGCGUCCUUACCAGACAAGUUUCAGUCGAAUUGUAUGCGUCCAUCCGACUGCGGCCAAUCAGUGAGGAGAGAAUUAUCGGUCGGCGUCAAGACGUCGCAGGCUGAAGACUGAGUCUCACGUGUUAGGCGGACCGGCGCGGAGACUCAGUCACUUUCACCUCAGCUGUCUUCGACGGAUAUUGAAGCUGAGAUGUCAGGACCGGAUCCCCGACACGGAUGUACUGGAGAGGACAAGAACCCUCAGCAUCUACGCCCUGCUAGGACAACAGCAACUGCGUUGGAGCGGCCAUCUCGUGCGGAUGGACGACGAGCGGUUGCCAAAACAACUCUUCUACGGAGAUGUUGCUACGGGUUCCGCCGCCAAGGAUGUCAAAUAUGUCUCUAUAAGGACACUCUGAGGUCCUCUCUAAAGUGUCUGCAGAUCAACUCUGCCAACCGGGAAGACCUCGGUUGAGACUGGUCGUGGUGGAGGAUGACAGUGAAGGAGGACGCAGCGAUCUUAGAUGUCAACUGCAUCACUGCCGCCAAAGCCAAACGCGAAGCUCGCAAAUCUCAACUGCGCUCACCACGCAACGCCAACGCUCAACCGCCACCGACCUGUCCACGCUGUCAGCGGACGUUCGGGGCACCAGACGGACUCACGCCCGCAAUCUCGAACCCAUACUACCAUCGUCCUCCUCCUCUGCCUACUCCAUCGCCUUAACAUUUGCUGCUGCGGCUCUUGUACCCACCACCCCUACACACAAUCCAGGCGCACCAUCAAGUUUCAACCGCCACACCGUGAACCCUAACGAUGUGGACUCGCUCAAUACGUGUCCUCACUACGACCGCACCUUUGCCUCAUGCAUCGGCCUGGUGGGUCACUUGAAAAUCCAUCGCACAGAGACUGGAGAACCAGUGCCCGGCGCACGAACCUGCACUCACCGCAUUCGCGUCCAUUGUCCGCACUGGCACCGCAAAUUCACUCACCGCAUGGGUCUAUUAGACCACAAGCGCACUCAUGAAAACUUGCGGUAGACAACCGCCUCAUACACUACACCACCACACCUUCGCCCGCCAACACGUGCAUCACACAACCAUCACAAGCAUCCAGUCGCCACCUCCCCGCAAGUGAGGAGUGUGCGUCUCGACUCUGUUUCUACGCGGGGAUACUGUCAAAGUAAGUAAAAAUAAAUUUCUUUGUGAGUUUAAGUAGACGGACUGUAUGCAGCAUCCAGUUCCUGCUUAUGCAAUAAGCAGUUGGGCAUUAAAGAAACGUCAGUCAGCAGUGGAAAAACUCAUUCCUUUGGAAAAGAAAAAUGAAUAUGAUUUGAUCAAAUAAGUAAAUAGAACAAAAUAUUUUACUAUAGACACAUCGAAGUCCCUUCAUAGCAAGUAAAGAUAAAUUUUCAUAUGAAUUUUAGACGAGGUAGGCAGAAUCUGUACAAUACACAAUUCAUAGUUUCCGAAUUAGUAGUCCGUUAAGAAAAAUGAUGAGCGAGCGGCAAAAAACCCAUUAUAGAAUACAGAUGAUUGGAUUAACUUUAAGGGAGGAGAAAACUGUCGCUCGUGAAAGAAUAAGAAUGCCGGCAGGUCCGGCCUGCAUGUGGCAGUGUAUGACGGUGAUAGCGGACGCUCACCGAUCGUUCUUACGGAACUCACUCAUUCCGUUGUGCCUUAUGGACUCUCUCUCGAGCCUAACCAGCAGCCACACAGCGGCGCAUGAUAUUUAGGCAGAAGGAUAUUAUUGACAAAGCAAGGGAGACUGGGUACCCAACCUCGAAGUGUGGCACACCCGAGACUUGACCUCGCGACCUGUUUGUUAGAAGCCCACGCCUCUAACCACUGAGCCACGAGCCCGUUGUCCUGUCGGGCCAUUCCAGUCUCCCUUGUUUGUGUCGGUAAUAUCAUUCUGCCUAUAUAUCAUGCGCCGCUGUGCGGCUGCUGGUUGGGCUCGAGAGAGAGUCCAUAAGGCACAACGGAACGAGUGAGUUCCGUAAGAACGAUCGGUGAACGCCCCCUACCAUUGUAUAUUUCCGAUCGAAAACCGACAGGGCAACGGGCUCGUGGCUCAGUGGUUAGAGGCGUGGACUUCUAACAAACAGGUCGCGAGUUCGAGCCUCGGGUGUGCCACACUUCGGGGUUGGGUAUGACCAGUCCCCCUUGUCUUAGUCGGUAAUAUCAUUCUGCCCAAUGUAUAACGGAUUAUAAACGGACAUCGUCAUGGCAGAAAUAAAUUUCAGUCUUGAGAGAUACGUAUGCGGGUCGGACAGGACUGGCCGGCACGUGGUAUUGUAUAAGGGAUUCAAACGGACAUCUUCAGGGCAGAAUUAAUACGCCGGAUGAGACUCUUCGUGUCAAAGUGGCGAGAAGAGAGGAACCCAGACGCAAUCGGUCACGGUCUGCUUCUAGCCCAGCCGAGACGGAGACAAGUUAGGUACGACCAAAUUAAUAGUAGACGGCGAAUACAGAGGGUUCCUCUGUGAGCGUCGACAGAGCGCUUGAGGUCGAAAUGAGGAGAUGACAUCAGGAACCGCGAAAAUCGUCUCUAUGGGGGAGGAGUGAUGGCAGUGGACUUAGCAACCAAUUCAAAACAGGGUUUGUAAAGACAUAAGUGAGGGUUUCCACUUGAUCUACCACUAAGUUCCAGGAGGAUCCUUCUCAAAGUCAAGAAGCUGAGUGUUCGGGAAUGAGACCGUCAAAAGUGCCCUUAUUCUUUCUGGUAUAAGUGUUUGCGUAAUUUCGAUUUAAAUAUCGAUAACUUAGGCGAUAACCUAAUUUCUGGCGGAAGGUUAUUCCAAAAGAAAGCAUAUUUGGAAGCAGAGAAGAGAGCGUACUUAGAUGUAGUGCAAAGAGGCGGUGGAAUCAUCAUGAAGGAGUUGAACGUGGCAUAAGACCGAUCACUCGCAGUGACAAUGUCAAUUAGCGGAAGAUCGGAAAUAGAGUUAACGCGAAGAAGGAAGCAAAGGCUAGCUUGGAUUAUAGCUGCAUGAGGUGAUAAAGCAAGAUUAUUUGUAUAACUUAGACCUUGGUCCUUUAUGGGACCAGGAAGUUCGGCAGGACCAAAAGACAUGAAACUACACUUGGAUGAUGAAAACUCCAUCUGUCAUAUCGAACCCCAUCUGCUUAAGCGUAGUAAAUCGGCAUUAAUUUUUUCAACACAAACAUUUGCGGUGUACUUCGAAUAUGAGUAAACACACUUGAGGUCAUCGGCAUAAGUAAAAGUUUGCGAAUUUCCGAGUUCAGUCGAAAUAUCAUUGAUGUACAGAAGGAAGAGUAGCGGACCCAGAACCGUUCCUUGAAGUACGCCACUCGUGAUCGAGUGGGGUGUCGAGUAGCUAUUACCGACCAUGACUUUCUGAUAUCGGUUAAACAGAUAUGACUUGAUGAAGUCGAGUAGAGGCGGCCGAAUGCCGAGGGCUUCCAAUUUUACUAAAAGACGUCUAUGGGGCACCUUGUCAAAGGCUUUGCUAAGAUCAAAGUAAAUAACUACCACUGACUGCCGCUCAUUACGAAGAGAAAUUAUAAGAUUAAGAAAAGCCAAGUGGCAUGUUUCGCAGGAUCGUUCAGGUAAAAAUCCAUGCUGAUUAGAGCUCAGAGGCCGAUUAACUAGACAGAAUUAAAGAAUUUCAUUGAAAAUAAUCCUUUCAAGAAGCUUAGCUUGAGACGGCGAUUUGUGCACGCCCCGAUAGUUAUUAACAUCGGACCGAGAUCCUGACUUGAAGACGGGAAUGAUAAUUGAUGUUUUCCAUGUUUCAGGAAAGAAUCCUUUUGAAAUAUAAACCGAAAAUAAAUGACUGAGCAAUAUGGGAAGGUCGGAUGCUUGUUUAAUAAUAGAAUUUGGAAUCCCCUCCGUUCCUGAGCAGUGUGAGUAUUUCAAAAGGCUUAUGUGUUUCCUGAUGAUAUCUGAGGAGACAUCGAUUUUACUCAGUGUCCUAUCCGAAAGUGAUCGAAAGAAAGGAACCGGAUCGGACUCGGUAGUAAGGUGUUUUGCAAAGAAAGCACUAAACAACUCCGCCUCGUCAGUGUCAUCGAUGAGAAAGUUUUUUUAUCAUUUAGCAGGGCUGGAAGUUCGUGACCACGCUUAGAGGUGGACCGAUGACGGAAGAUGUUGGCGACGGAUUUGCCAGGGUUCGAACCACUGAGAGCAAUUGAUUCUCUUUGCCUGUCGCGCGCUUGGCGCAUUCUUGAGGCCAUCUCAAAAAUCUCUGUGAUUCUAAGAUGAACUGAUAAGGAACUAGUGGAUGGGUCACGCAGCUAUCGCCUCAACGUUUUUAGUCUGUUCUGAAGAAAAUGAGAAACAAGGGAAUCUGAAGAAGUAGGCUUGAGAUAUCUACGCGGCAAAAACUCUAAAAUGUCCUUGGAAACAUUUGACAUGACAUCACGAAGAAUGGUUGCGUCGCUGCAUGUGAGGAAGCCACACCAAUCCAAAGAUCUAAUAUAGUUAUUUAUUGAGUCAUUAUCUACGCAGUCGUAGUUCAUGUAAGUCCGAAGGACGCUGGUCUUUUUAGAAAAGGCAAGCGGUAAACAACAAUGAAUUAAUACGUGGUCACUGUCAAAGAGGUCAUUUUUUAAAGCAACAGAAAGAGGAGCAAUGUCAUUGGUAAAGAUUAAAUCUAAAGUGUGAUUAUCUCUUGUUGGAGAGCGCACCAGUUGGGACCAAUUAGAAAAGUUGACAAUAUCUUGAAAGGACUGGAAUCUGGGUGGGCAGCUAUUGGAAACCCAGUCAAUUUCAGGAAGGUUAAAAUCCCCAGUGAUUAUUUUAACAUCGAAUGCAGCUUCCGAAAUUAAUUUAAAGAUUUUACAGAGUUGUGAAUCAUCACUGGCUGAAGAGUUUGGGGGAUUGUAGAUACAGCCAAUAAUUGCCUUUGUUUGCGGCGAUUACUCCUUUUUGGCAUUCAGAAAAGUUUUGGAUGCUGAAUUCAUCGAUCGAAUGUACAGUAGCGAUUGCGUUCUCGGUCUCUGAUCCACAUGGCCGGUCCCACCUAGGGGCAAUUUCCUUAGCCAACAGCGACAGCUGUUCUUCAGUACGUCGGUUUGGUCCAGUCCCAACUUCAUGAAAAGAAAUGGCGACUGAUAAGAUCAGAUACAGUGCUACCCCUCACAUUCUUAACUGUCGAAAUUUCAUGGACAGCUGUUUUUAUCUCCUGAACCCUCCAAACCGUACAAAACGACCACCUUCUUUAUUUCCUUAUCGUUAGUUUUUCCCCCCCCCUGGACGGAUUUGUGCUGAAUAGCUCGCUUCAUUUGCGUCACGCGGAUGGUGGCGGCCCCGAGUAGUUCUUAAAUGUUUCGAACGGCGGGCAUAAUCAGCUGAGCGUAGCCGGCGUUGCCUGUGCAUCCACACCAAGUAAUUCCUAUUCCCUUCCCAUUCCCCUUCCUCCCUUACACUUAAAAACAGUCCUUCUACCACCUAACUCUCUUUUUAGAUCACUGCUGCUGACCUUUGGUUUCUCAGUCUGUGUUCGUCGCCCUACACGCAUUUUAUAGAACGAACUGUCGAAUUAUUCAACUAGUUGAAUAAAUAGGACGGGCUACUUAUCGCGAGCAUCUGACACUGAAAACUUUGUUUUAACUGCCUGCUGGCACUUGACCGGCAUGUGGCUGUCGCAUGGUCAUUGUGUGGGUCGGAUGCUGGCGUGCGGUCGUGGUGAGCCGUCGUUUCGUUCUGUUGUUGGGUCGCACGUAACCUACAACUCCAGCGUGGCGUGACGACUUAAGUUGUGGGAUGGCAUGUCUACAAGCAUACUUAUGACUGGUCUGCUUGUGUUUGACAGCACCUCGUCCAGUUGACUCUUGUAAGUUCUGAUGAUAAUUUGGUCCGUGUUUCUGACCGUUGAUGUUACCUUCCAACCUGAUGCACUUAUUCGCGCUCAAUGUUAACCGAAGUUGUUUUCCAUAUUCAAGGAAAUGCUGGAACCACUGCCGGUCCCCAAGAAUUCAAGCUUCGGGCUCGUCCAACCACUUGGGGUAAGGAGGGUUGCUAGUGAUGACAUUAUUCAGUUGAUUCAAUGAUUGUUGAUUAGUCUUCCUGAGAUUUUCGCAUCUAAAACUCAGCAACUUGUUUUGUAGGUCGGCCUCUGGUGUUUGCAAGUUGUUUGGCACCAGUCCACGGUGAGUUUGGAUGAUUAUACUCUGGUCCGUGUUUCCGAACCUUGACGAUCCUCUUUUUAUUAUGAUCUGCCUCACCACUAAGUGCUGCAAUUUCUCUUAUUUCAGACCAUGCUCAGGAAGGUUUUCCUGCACAGUUCGUUUGAUGUGGUUUUGGGCCGUGUUUCAACCUGCGUCAAGCCGAGAACGCUGUUGUUCAGAUGA